This is a messenger RNA of Tinamus guttatus (white-throated tinamou), 2597 nucleotides long. Lineage: Eukaryota; Metazoa; Chordata; Aves; Tinamiformes; Tinamidae. The record is from RefSeq and is a predicted model, not a curated record.
UCUUUUUUCCUAUAAAAACUCUUCUUGUUUUCACUCAGUCACUUCCACCCAAGAUGUCCAUUGCCCCCAGUGAGCUGCUGUUCCUCCUGGCGAGCACAGUUUGUGUCACAGAGAUUCUUGCUCUACCAUCCCCUCUUCAGAAAGAUCCUAAGUGUGGGCAGAAAUUUCAUGAGACAAAACCGUGGAGUUACUUUAACCUUUUCACACGCAUUGUUGGGGGAAACCAGGUGCAACGAGGCUCACAUCCAUGGCAGAUUUCCUUGAAGCGAAGGGAAAAGCAUUUCUGCGGAGGCACCAUUGUUUCUGCUCAGUGGGUGGUCACAGCAGCUCACUGCGUCUUGGACAGGAAUUUACUUCAGGAUUUGAAGGUCACUGCAGGAGAGCAUGAUUUGAGGAUCAGGGAGCCUGAAGAGCAGACACUCCCUGUUAAAUAUGUCAUUAAGCAUCCAAAGUUUGAUCCCAGGAGACCAAUGAAUUAUGAUAUUGCCCUUCUGAAGCUGGAUGGAGCCUUCAACUUCAGUACAUCAGUUUUGCCAGCAUGUCUUCCUGAUCCUGGUGAAAAGUUCGAAGCAGGAUAUAUCUGCACUGCUUGUGGCUGGGGCCGUUUGCACGAGAAUGGAGUACUCCCUCAGGUAUUACAUGAGGUCAAUCUACCAAUCAUAAACAGUAGGGAGUGUUCAAGAGUAUUGUCAACUUUAAGGAAACCUAUCCAAGAGGACACUAUUUUAUGUGCUGGAUUUCCAGAUGGAGGAAAAGAUGCCUGCCAGGGAGAUUCCGGGGGUCCUCUCCUGUGCCGCCGCAGGCACGGUGCCUGGGUUCUAGCCGGUGUCAUCUCGUGGGGCAUGGGAUGUGCUCGUGGCUGGGUGAGUAACGAGAAGAAGCUACAUUACAGAAGAGGAUCUCCAGGAAUAUUUACAGACCUCGGUGCUGUGCUGCCCUGGAUUCAAGAAAAUAUGAGUACUGAUCUGAAAAUGAAAAGUUCCACAGCAUUUUGUAGUGCUCAGGGUGGCAAACUCCCCGGCAGUGAAGGAGAAUUACAUUUUCCUGGAAGCCCUGAGCAUUUCUAUCAAAAUCACCAAUUGUGUCUAUGGACUCUGUCUGCACCAGAAGGGAAUUAUAUAUUGCUUCGUUUUUCCCACUUCGAUAUAGAGUCAGAAACGUUUUGUGACUAUGAUUCUUUAUCAGUCUAUUCAAAAGAUGACAGGCUUGUUGGGAAAUUCUGUGGAGGAGAUCUUCCAUUACCUAUUUUGAUUGGCUCCAAUAGCGUAAGGCUGAAAUUUGUGUCUGACAGCAAGAAUUAUGGAACUGGGUUUUCCAUGACUUACAGAGCUCUUGCACCAGAUACUCUUCCUGAUUCUGGCUGUGAGUCUUUAGCUGUCCUUUUUGAAGAAGGAGUAAUACAAAGUAUGCACCAUCCAGAGCACUACAGCAACCUGGCAAACUGUCAGUGGGUGGUUUUUGCUCCAGAAGACCAUAUAAUCAAGCUUACCUAUCAGUCUUUUGAAGUAGAAGAGAAUGAAGAUUGCUCUUACGAUGCUGUGACUGUGUAUGAAGAUGUAGGAAAAGAGGAGGAAAUUGCUAAGUCUUGUGGAUUUGCUCUACCAGCUCCUGUUCUGAGCUCCUCUGAUAUGAUGCUGAUCGUCUUUCACUCUGAUGAAACAGAGACCUUUGGAGGAUUCAGAGCUACAAUCUCUUUUGUUCCUGUAGCAGAUUUAAAUACUUUGGAUUCAAGUAGUGAAGAAAAACUUAAAGAUAUGGAUAUGACUGUAGAAGACCUACAGAUUGAGACAGAUGGUAUUUGUGGAAUGGCUUCAAAUCAGCCCCGGUUCCUCUUCAGUAGGGUAAUUGGAGGUGAAGAAGCUGUGCCAUACUCGUGGCCUUGGCAAGUCAGCAUACAAAUUUCAGAUGAGCAUAUAUGUGGAGGAGCAGUUCUUGCCAAAGAAUGGGUUGUCACAGCUGCUCACUGCUUUAAAUCGAAGGAACCAUACAGAGACUUGUGGACGGUGGUCACGGGACUUCACGAUCUUGCAGAGCAAGAAUACAGACAGAAAAGGACAGUAAAGCAGCUUAUUAUCCACCCCAGUUUCAAUAAGACCACCAUGGACUGCGACAUUGCGCUCCGCUGUAGCGGUGCCUUGGAGACCGUAUUAUAUCUUGAAUUCAUGCUUUUGCUGGCUUCUGAGGUGUUUCUGUCUCUGUUCCAAGAUAGAGAAAAGGGGAAAAAACUGCAUCAGCUUGAGGUCCCCAUACUGGUGCUGGACACGUGUCAGAGCUAUUACAUAAACCUCCCCAGUAAAGUGACCCAGAAGAUGAUCUGUGCUGGGUUCCCUCUGGAGGAAGGCAAGGAUUCGUGCACAGGUGAUUCUGGUGGCCCGUUAGUUUGUCCUUCAGAAGAUGGCUCUGGACUGUACACCCUUAAUGGAAUCACUAGCUGGGGCCUGGGCUGUGGAAAGAAAAGCUACCCAGGAGUAUACACCAAUGUUGGUGUUUUUGUUGACUGGAUCAAGCAGAGUGUUAAUAGUAGUGAUCUUCCCAUUUUCAUGGUGUAACUGUCAAAGCAGCAGUUCUGCUGGACAACAUUGCAAGACACUUCCAAA